AUGGCAGAACAGUUAGAAAAAGAGAUAGAUUUGCUUGAAAAAGUGGAACUUCGAAUUGCACUUGCUGAAACAGAUCAGAAAUUAGAGAAAAUUCUUGAUACGUUCCUAAGCCCCAUUCUAUUAAAGUUGGAAAGUCCACAUGAAGUUAUGAGAACAAAGGUGAUGAGCAUUUUAUCUCAUAUCAAUAAGCGAAUUCGACCUAAAACAAAUAUCAAACUUCCAUUAAUCCCUCUUUUGGACCUUGUUUGUACCGAAAAAGUUACUAAAUCGAUAUUUGUUAAGAAUUUUGGUAUUAUGUAUCUUGAGAUGGCAUAUAAUAGAUUAACGGAAGAGGAACAAAUCGCUAACUUACCAAGUUUGAUUAAAGGCAUUAAUUCAAAGCCUCUUGGUCAAAAGCAGACGUUAGUGCAUAUUAUACUUUUGGUUUUAAAGAAUUAUAAACCAAAGCAUGCAGAAUCACCAGCUGAACUUGAUCCAUUUGAUUUUAAAACACAUCCUGGUGAUGCUAACUUUUUGUUAGAAACAUUCUUAGAUGUUAUCCUAUAUAGGCAAAUAAAGGAGCAACCUGUUAUGGAACAGCAAGAUCCCCGACUUGUUCAAUUACCAUCAGUACCUCCGGGCCUAAGUAUUGAUGCUGUUAAAUUUGUAACUAAUGAUGGAAAGGCACAAUGGGUUUCAAACAAUUCAGAGUUAAUAUUAAUUAAGAUUGGCAUUCUUAAAUUUAUUAACUCUUCCGUAAUAUUACCAGAUUCAUUGCAUGAAAUUAUACAUUUUAAGAAAUUCUUAGUAUUGCUUUCUGCAUCAUGUGAUUCUGCACAUGAAGUUGUGAGAGGCGGAGAAGAUGGUCUUAAAAAGAAUCAAAAACCAGAUUUAGAAAAUAAAAUUGUCGUAGAUGGAUUAUAUUCUUUAUACCAGGGUAGUCAAACCGGAACUGUAAACAAUCUAGAUCAACAAUUACGACGUCUGCCAGCUUCACCAUCUCUCAAGUAUAAAAUCAUGGGCUACCUUUGUAAAUCAAAGCUUGCAACAAACACAUUUCCUGCUUUAAUUCAAGUUUCUUUCGAUAACCUUUAUGGUCCUUCAACAAACGCAAAAUUGCAAAAUCAAGGAAUGGGUUUUAUUCAAUGGGUAGCAAGGAUGGCCGACACAUCGAUAUUGAAACCUGUUGCUCCGGUUUUAUUAACUGGACUUUUAAAAUUAAUUAACGAAUCUGGAGGUUCCGAAGGAGGGAAUCUAAGAACGGGAAAAGAAGAUUUGAGAGGAUUUGCUUAUGUAGCUAUUAGUUUGUUGGCAAGGAGAGUUCCAGAGAUUUUCCGUAAAGAUUUAUCUAUACUUUCGAAUUUCUUUACGGCUAUCACGGUGGAAACCAAAAAUGUUAAAAUAUCUGUUCAAGAAGCUUUAUCUAAUAUGACAGAAGCAUAUCAAAAUGUUGAGACUUGGGCAAAUGAAGAUGCAAUCAGGACUAUUGAAAGCAUCUUGGAAGAGAAUAUCGACAAACCUGAACACCAAGCGCGUUAUUGUGCCGUUAAAUAUGCAAUCUCGCUAUUUCCAUUUUCUCAUAUCCUAUCUCGGUAUAUUUGUCUUCUUGCUUCAGCUGACGAAAAGUUAGAAGUAAGAGAGAUGGCAUCACGUGGCUUAGCUUUUCCUAACUCAAAAAUUCGCAACCUUGAUCAACCGGACAAAGAGAUUAAAAUCCCUCCUUUCUUGGAGUUUGUUAAUUUUAUUAAUAAUAAGUCAUCUCAGAGAGCAAAGCAAUUAAUCAAUAUUUUACAGUCUAGCCAAUCUACUGGAAAAAAGUAUAUUUUUGGAUAUCGUACAGAGGUUUACAUUAACAUCUUGCGAUUCCUUAGACAUUUAAUGAUCGUAAAUGCGGACCCGAACGCGUUUAUUGAUGAAUUUGCUAAUGAGUUCGAUGAUGAACCUAAGUUAUUUGAUUCUGAUACGCGCACCCGAGUUAAACAUUGGAUAAAAGAACAAUGGAAAUCUGAUCAGGAAAUUUCAGAUCAAAUGGAAUUAGAUGAGUAUAAGCAUAGCGAAGCACUUAAUGUAUAUCUUAGAUUAAUCGAGAAGGGUUUAUCGAACGAAGGUCAAAUAGAUCCAUUAUUGCAAUCUACUGCAUCAUCAUGUCUUUUGGAGCUUAUUUCUCUUGGCCCAUCAUCUCUUUCUCGGUCCUAUGAAAGUCGAGAUUUCUUGAAAGUAAUAAAACUUGAAGUUCGUAACUCUAUGGCGCAUAUCCUUGGUAUAGUUAGUACAAGCGAGAUGGAUAGUCCAGAGAGAUGUGCAGCUAUUCAUGAUUUGAUGAAAGAACUCUUAACCAUUUCAAGAGACCAAUCUCGACAGAUAUCUGUUGAAUAUCAUCACGGAAGUAUACUCUCUUUGGGGUAUAUAAUUGGUCGAUUGACUUACCGAUAUCCUAAAACAUAUAAAUCUAUGAUACCAUCAAAUCUUUUAUCAGAAACAAUUGAAUUAAUUGCUAAAGAUUUAGAUUCAUCCACAAGUUUAUGUGUCAUAGGCGCCUCUAAAGCUUUAGGUGAAGCGGGUAGAUAUACUUCACUACUAGAUUCGGUGAACGGUAACAACAAAGGAAAAAGAAAAAUGGAUGAUGCAUCAUCUAUACCAGAUAUUUCCACAAAUAUCCUGAAAAAAUUAAUUAAUAUUGUUAAGACCACCAAAGAUGUUAAGACGUCCAUUAUCACGCUUGGACAUAUUGCACUCGGAGAGCCUAAUUAUGCAGAAAUGAUUUUAUCAUUAUUCUACGACUUGGCGACCAUUAUCAAUAAACAAGUGGAGGUUCAUUUCACUAUUGGUGAAUCGAUCACUUGUAUUGCCGCAGGGUGGGAAAGUAAUUCAAUGGACCAAUAUUUGGACAUUGCCGAUGCUUCACCUUCACUAAAUACAGUCGAUAAUGCAAUAAUGGAAGGAAUCUUGGUCAAGUUAUUUAACGAUUUGUUGCCUUCAAACAAGACAUCUGUGAAGAAAGCUGUUUGCGUUUGGAUGUUAUGUAUAGUAAAAUUCUGUUCUAAACAUGAAGUUGUCAAGGCGGCUUUACCUAGAAUACAUGGAGCAUUUUCGCUUUUAUUAGCAGAUCGCGAUGAAUUUACUCAGGAAGUUGCUUCUAAGGGUAUUGGUUUGGUCUAUGAAUUAGGAGAUCAAAAGAUUAGAGAACAGCUUGUUGAUUCUCUUGUCGGAAUGUUUAGUGAGGGAAAACGUCCGAAAGAAACAAUAGAUCAGGAUACUCAGUUGUUUGAUUCAAACACACUCGGUCAAGCUCCUGACGGAUCAGCUAUUUCAACUUAUCAGUCUAUUCUUUCUUUAGCAUCUGAUAUGAAUCAACCAGAGUUGGUUUAUAAGUUUAUGCAAUUAGCUAGCCAUAAUGCUAUGUGGCAAUCACGUAAAGGAGCAGCAUUUGGAUUUUCAUCUAUCAUUGCUCAGGCAGAAAAGGAAUUGGAACCGUAUUUGAAAGAUCUGAUACCUAGAUUAUAUAGAUUUCAAUAUGAUCCAAAUCCCCGAGUCAAUGAAGCUAUGACAAGUAUUUGGAAAUCUUUGGUGAAAGAUCCAAAAAAUGUUAUUGAUGAGUAUUUUGAUAUAAUUGUUAAAGAUUUACUCAAAGGACUUGGUGACAGGUUAUGGAGGACCAGAGAAUCUAGUUCUAAUGCUUUAACAGACUUGUUACAAGGAAGACAGAUUCAACAACUUGAACCAUAUCUGCAGGAUUUAUGGAAUAUGAGUUUUAGAGCUUUGGAUGAUGUCAAGGAAAGCGUUAGAAUAGCAGCCUUUAAAACUUGUCGUUCAUUAACAAAAGUUACGGUGAAAUAUUGCGAUCCUAGUAAUGUAUCAAUUGAAGAUGGACAAAAAGCAAUGAAUAUUAUAAUGCCUUUCUUAUUAUCGAAAGGAUUGGUAUCAGAUGCUGAGGAUGUUCGCAAAUUUUCGUUGACUACAGUCCUUAAAAUAUGUAAAACUGGCAAAGAAUUAUUAAAACCACAUAUUGCAGAAAUUGUUGACAAGUUAUUGGAAGGUUUAUCUGGCAUGGAAAAUCAGGUCAUGAAUUAUCUUAGUUUUCAUGUUGAUAAAUAUGAUGUCACACAGGAGCAGCUCGAAAACUCGCGUUUGUCGGCUGCUAAAAAUUCUCCAAUGAUGGAAGGAAUCGAAUCAUGUAUCGAUUAUAUCGAUGAAAAAGUCAUAAUAGAUUUAACACCUAUAUUAAUUAACCUUAUACGUAAAGGAGUUGGUUUACCAACUAAGGCUGGUUGCGCGAGAUUUGUAGUAUCGAUGUGUCUUAAAAAAGCCGAAAUAGUAAGACCUCAUGCCAAUACUUAUUUGAAGGCUCUAAGUGGUGCUAUCCUUGAUGUUUCUCCCGCAGUUCGCAAGUCAUAUGCUGUGUCUGUUGGAUAUGUUGCACAUUUGGCCUCUGAUAAUACUUUAAUCAAAUUUAUCGGACAUUUGAAAAAAAUUUAUUGUGAAAAUAGCGAGGAUGAAGUCAGGUCUAUUACAGGAAUUACAAUACAUGAAAUAUCAAAGCAUGCAUCUGAUGAACUGAAAAGAAUUUAUGUGGAAGUUUUACCACUUGCUUAUUAUGGCAAACAUGAUUCUGAUUCGAGCAUCAAAAGUGUGUGGAACGAAAUCUGGGAAGAUAAUGCUUCCGGAUCUACGGGAACAAUUAAAUUAUACUUAAAUGAAAUAAUUAUUCUAUUGUCAACCUUGUUGGAGUCUCCUUCGUGGCCUACCAAAAGACAAGCUGCAUUAACAAUGGCAGAUGUUGCUAAAUCAAUAGAACAAAGCCUGAUACCACAUAUGGAUAAAGUUCUCCCAUUGUUGUUAGAUGGAUUAUCGGGAAGAACUUGGGCUGGAAAAGAAGCUCUUGUCGAUGCAUUGGCAGCAGCUUCUGUUUCUUGUCGAAAAUAUUUUGAAAGUGAUGAAAAUCGUGCUCAGUUGGAUACUUUAUCUAAAGUUCUUAUACGUGAAAGCAAAAAAUCAAAUAGAAAAUACCAACGUAGUUGUAUUGAAAAUCUUGGGAAAUUUGCCGAUGCUUAUAGUGAUACGUUAGAACUUUAUCCCGAAGUCAAAAAUUUUUUGUUUGAAUUGGCAACAGCUGAACUAGAUCCUGACGAAAUGGAAGUAGAUGAUGCAAAUGAACGUCCAUUAUUUUUAUUAGUCAAAGCAAGUGCAGUGAAGUGUCUUGGAUUAGUUUGGUCAAAGAAAAAGGAAAUUCAAAUACAACAUUCUAAAGAACUUGGUACACUACUGGCAAGUUCUUUGAAAUCCGGUAAAAAUGUAUGGAAUGUACGUUUGUGUGUAUUAGAAUCUCUUGAAAAAUUUAUCUACAAGUUGGACCUUAGUGGACCGCAAGUUCAAGUACUUGAUGAUGAAACUUUAAUUAGUAUAUUUGAAGGAUUGAAAGAAGGAUUAUUGGAUACAAAAUACGUGGCAAUUCGUACUGCAAGUUUAGCCAGUUUGAAGAAAGUUAUUGAUAAAGUUAAAGACACAUCAUUAAUAUCUUCUUCGGUUAAAACAAAACUGUUGGAAAUUAUUGAUGUGGCAGAAAAAGAUCCUUUAGCUAGUAUUUCUGAACCUGCUAAAGAAUUACGCAAAUCUAUUCUUUUAAUUAAAUAA
Funneliformis mosseae is the source of this 5610-nucleotide messenger RNA. The record is from the annotation of a GenBank genome assembly. NCBI's taxonomy places the organism in Eukaryota, Fungi, Glomeromycota, Glomeromycetes, Glomerales, Glomeraceae.